Eurytemora carolleeae is the source of this 1385-nucleotide messenger RNA. RefSeq lists its product as uncharacterized. The record is from RefSeq and is a predicted model, not a curated record. Lineage: Eukaryota; Metazoa; Arthropoda; Copepoda; Calanoida; Temoridae.
UAAAAAAACCAUGCCAUGUGGUUUUUAGUUUGAUUGAACAAUUAUAGUUGUUCAGUUGCACUAAACGUUAGUCCAAAUGAACGUUAGUGCGAAUGUACGUUAGUCCAAUCAAUCAGUAGUGCAAACGAUACGACACCCACAAAUGCUCUCGGACGCCCAUGAAUUCCAAUCUUAGACGGGAUUAAUAAAAAAUAAUUCUACACAUGGCUGGGAUUUUUCCUAAUGAAUAUUAUCAUAUGGACUAUAUAAUAGUUAUUUUGAACAUUAGUUUAAAAGUACGUUAAAGUCUAAAUGAACGAAUUAAAUUCAAUCAAUCACGGAAGAAAAAUAAGUAGAUUGCGGCAAUAGCCGAAAUCAUGGCAGAAAUGCCAUCCCUCUCUCUCAGGCGCGCAGUGGUUGGUUAUUAAUAGUUAACGCGGCAUAAGGCAUUAAACCGUGCCCAAAGUGCAUGUGUUUUAAAUUUCGCGAGAAAAGUUCAUCGAUUGUGCAUAUUAUAUUAAUAUCUGAAUCACAGUACAAUGUUUUAUAAAAUUCCGUUAAAUAUUUAUUUCAGACUCAGCAAUAUUAGCUUGGCCGGGUCUGGUUUUGACAAUUGUGAUUUCCUGGUUCUAGAGAUGUUUAUAGUACGAGGAGGGAGGGGAAGACAACUAGCAAAGGAUGGAUACCUGUACACUGUGAAUAAUUCCAACAAUGGAGUUGCGUACUGGAGGUGUACUGAGCACAUCCGAGUUCAUUGCCCGGGAACAGUAAAAACAAGAGAUGUUGAGAACCUUACGGAUGCCGAGUUUAUCGGGUAUGGACACCCUCACAACCAUCCACCUGAUCAUCAGGCCUUGAUCAACUGUGUCUUUAUUGGAGAGAUAAAAGAGAAAAUCAGAGAAGACCCUUCAAGGAAAAUAAGGUCAAUUUGGAAUGAGCUGUGCGCUCGCCCCGGACAAAAUCCGGUGAACAUAAGAUACAGUGAUGCCAGGUCCGGGCUGUUUAAACACCGCAGGAAAUUCUAUCCACGCUCUCCCGCAUCCUGGUUGGACAUUGUUCAAUUACCUGGAAGUUGGGGCCACACUUCCAGUGGAAGCCGAUUCCACCUGACAACGAAUGUCCAGGAACAGUACAUAAUAUUCGUGAGCCGAAAUGGUUUCAAUGUUCUCUCCAAUACUAAUGAACUCUUCAUGGAUGGUACUUUCAAAUCACGUCCACGUGUUCUUGGGAUUGCGCAGUUGUAUAUAUUGAUGGGAAAAUUUCAGGGCUUCAAUAUUCCAGCUGCCUUCAUUCUGGUGGCGGGCAAAACCCAGGCGAAAUACGAAGCUAUUUUUCGUGAUAUCACUCAUCAUGCCAACCUUAGAAACUUGCCAAUUCAUCCAGGCUUAAUUGUGACCGACUUUGAG